AUGGAAAUUGAAUACUUGGCUCCGUUGAUAACGACGUUGUUCUUUUUAUUAGCCACCUUGGCAGGUAUUUAUAUUUAUUGUUGCUACUUUAGAACUGACAAGAAAGAAAACAGAGCUAAAGCACCAUCUACAGACAUAGAGGAGAAAUAUAUCGGAAGCUUUUCACCAAACUUCUUCAAUCAUUUGUACCCAUUCACUACAUCUCUUCCAUCAAGCGACCUUUGCAAUUGUGCUUUUGUUAACGUCGAGUUUUCAAGUUCACCGCCGAUUUCACCAUCCGUUGUGGAGGAAAGAAAAGCGAAGGGAAUGGAGGGCUUUAUGGAGAAGGAUGAUGGAGAAAAGUUCCAUGACAGACCGUUGUCCUUUAGAAGCAUGAGCCAUGAUUCAAGAUUGGUCAACUUUCACUGCCAGCUCCAAGUCAUUCAAGAAGUAAAUGAAGAGGAAAUAUCGGAUGGAGAGUUUGCUGUAUGUAAAUAUGAAGCGUAA
Molecule: messenger RNA, 486 nt
Organism: Pocillopora meandrina
Lineage: Eukaryota; Metazoa; Cnidaria; Anthozoa; Scleractinia; Pocilloporidae
Source: the annotation of a GenBank genome assembly